AUGGUGCUUCUGAGAUCCCUCUGCCGAACCGCAACGGCGGCCUCCGUCGCUGCGCUCCGAUCAUCGAGAUCCGCCGCUUCUAAUCAGCUACUGCGCAAUCGUUUCCUCACCACGCGAGGAUUCUUCGCUGUUCCUUCAUUUCCUUCCAAUCAAACUCCUUAUGAUUGUAGGUAUUCCCGUGCAAUGGAUAUCGGAAUGGUGCGAAACUUCAGCGAAGAUGUGUCUCACAUGCCUGAAAUGAAAGACGCUGACGUUCUGAAUGCUUUCAAAGAAUUGAUGGCUGCAGAUUGGGCAGAGCUACCUUCUUCUGUUGUUCACGACGCCAAAAACGCAGUUUCGAAAAACACUGAUGACAAGACAGGGCAAGAGGCCUUAAAGAAUGUGUUCCGAGCAGCUGAAGCUGUAGAGGAAUUCGGUGGGAUUCUCACCUCCAUUAAAAUGGAAAUCGAUGAUAGCAUUGGAAUGAGUGGGGAGAAUGUGAAGACCUUACCUGACGAUAUAGCCAAGGCGCUGCGUACUGCUUAUCAGAGGUACGCUGAAUACUUGGAUGCCUUUGGACCUGAAGAAGUUUACUUGAAGAAGAAGGUUGAGAUGGAGUUGGGGACAAAGAUGAUCCACUUGAAGAUGAGAUGCAGCGGGCUUGGUUCUGAAUGGGGAAAGGUUACUGUUCUUGGCACCUCAGGACUCUCAGGAUCUUACGUUGAGCAAAGGUCAUAA
Microthlaspi erraticum is the source of this 717-nucleotide messenger RNA. The record is from the annotation of a GenBank genome assembly. NCBI's taxonomy places the organism in Eukaryota, Viridiplantae, Streptophyta, Magnoliopsida, Brassicales, Brassicaceae.